Messenger RNA from Salvia splendens (bonfire salvia), 1095 nucleotides. Its product is annotated as adenylate kinase 2, chloroplastic. The coding region runs from base 164 to 832 and encodes 222 amino acids. NCBI's taxonomy places the organism in Eukaryota, Viridiplantae, Streptophyta, Magnoliopsida, Lamiales, Lamiaceae. Gene Ontology annotation, biological process: nucleobase-containing compound metabolic process. Gene Ontology annotation, molecular function: ATP binding; AMP kinase activity. The record is from RefSeq and is a predicted model, not a curated record. The transcript has 7 exons.
UUUUGAACUAAAUUAAUCCUACCAAAACCAUUUAUAGCACCAAUUCAAACAAUAAAUAAAUAAAAUAUCAAACAAUCUUGAUUAAUUUCGAAAUAUAUCAAAAACCCAUUUCAGGAAAUCCAAUGGUGAUCCAAGUUUACCGGUUGUUGCUUCUGGUGAAAAGAUGGAGCCUUUGAGGGUAAUGAUAUCAGGAGCCCCUGCUUCUGGGAAAGGAACUCAAUGUGAACUCAUUACUAAAAAGUAUAAUUUGGUGCACGUUGCAGCAGGAGAUCUUCUCCGGGCUGAAGUUGCUGCAGGGACUGAAAACGGGGAGCGUGCUAAGGAAUUCAUGGAAAUGGGGAAGCUUGUUCCAAUCGAAAUAGUUGCUGCGAUGGUUGAAGAGCGGUUGUCACGGCAAGACUCUCAGGAGCACGGCUGGCUUCUUGAUGGAUAUCCGAGGAGCGAAUCCCAAGCUACCUCUCUCAAGAAAUUCGGUUUCGAUCCUGAUAUCUUCAUUCUUCUCGAAGUGCCAGAAGAGAUCCUCGUUGAAAGAGUUGUCGGCCGCAGACUAGAUCCGGUCACUGGGAAAAUAUACCAUCUCACAUACUCUCCCCCGGAAACGGAAGAAAUCGCUGCAAGACUCACUCAACGCUUCGACGACACUGAAGAAAAGGUUAAACUGCGUUUGCUAACUCACAACAGCAACGUGGAGUCUGUGCUUUCGUUAUACAACGACCAAAUAGUCAAGGUGGACGGAACCCUCCCUAAAGAGGAGGUGUUCUCACACAUUGACCGAGUUUUGACAGAGCUUCUUGCGAUGAAGGAAGCCGCCUUGGGCUCACUGGCUGCAUAACACCGGCUCUCGGGGUAAAUGGAGCAAGAUUCGGGCGAAUGGGAGGUACAUACAUAUAGAGAAAGAUGUUAAAUUUAUAACUAUUGCCUUGAUGAAAAAAUAUCAUGUUGCAUUGCUUUGGGAUGAUUGGGGAGAAUAAAGAACAUAGAUGAAGCUAUUCGAGUUAGUGUCGUUGCUGCAUCUUUCUUUUGAGCACGUGCUGCUCGUUGUCGACUUCUUCAACUCUUCGUUCAUCGAUAUUUAGCAAGCCGAUUAUACGUUCU